AUGAAGACCAAGGGCAAAGAGGACAAUAAUCGCUUGCAAUUCAUCUUGUUGAUAUCGAGUCUCUUUUGUGGUGUUUUUGUCAUGGCGCUCGAUGCAACCAUUAUUGGAACCGCGGUGCCGAGCAUCACAACUGAGUUCCAGUCUCUUGACGAUAUCGCCUGGUACGGUAGCGGCUAUCUUCUGACCAUCACCGCCUUUCAACCCACCUUUGGAAAAGUGUAUCAGUUCGUGAACGUCAAGGCGGUUUUCAUGACCUGUGUCAUGAUAUUUGAAGGUAUUCAAAAGUCCACCAACGAGGAUAGAACGCCCACAUCGGCCGUCUUCAUUGUGGGACGUGCCAUUGCUGGAGCUGGCGCCGCAGGACUGUUUCAGGGAGCGCUUGCCAUCAUCACCAAGUCUGUACGGCUAGAACAGCGCCCGCUGUGUAUUAGUAUUGUCACCAGUACUUUUGCAGUCUCUGUAUGUAUCGGGCCCGUCAUUGGUGGUGCGUUUACAGACCAUGUCACUUGGCGUUGGUGCUUCUGGAUCAAUGUACCAAUCGGAGCAGUCGUUCUUGUUCUGAUAUUCUUCCUCUUCCAUGUGCCAGAAGGCUCGCGAGACAAGACCUUUGAUUCAAUGACGUUCACCCAAAAGCUGAUGAAGAUGGAUCCGCUGGGCUCUCUAUUCAUCAUUUCAGCCGUUGUAUGUAUUCUUUUGGCGCUUCAGUGGGGUGGUCAAACCAUGCCAUGGAACUCGGCUACAGUUAUCGGCCUACUCGUUGCCUUUCCACUUUUCCUAGGCCUCUUCGCCUUCAUGCAAUGGAAGCAAGGAGUAGACGCAACCUUGCCCUUGUGGCUUCUGAAGCAGCGAUCAAUGGUCGCAACAGCAAUAUUCAGUUUCUUCUCGGCCAUGCCUUCUUAUCUCUAUGGAUACUAUAUUCCGAUAUACUUUCAGGCGGUAAAAGAAUCGACAGCGACGCAAAGUGGUGUUCAAUUCCUGGCUCUCGCGAUACCUCAGAUCUUUGCUGUCGUCCUGUCGGGUGCGUUGGUCACAAUGUUGGGAUAUUAUCUCCCAUUCAUAAUUGUUGGAACCUGUAUUGGAAUUGUUGGAUCUGGUCUGUUUCUUUACCUAGACCUUGGUACAUCCACAGCCUUGUGGGCCGUAUUUCUUGUGGUUUGCGGUGUCGGAGUCGGCCUUGCAAUAAACCUGCCAUACACAAUUGUUCAGGCAAUUCUAACUGAAGAUAACGUGCCAACUGGAAACGCUGCAUUUCAGUUCAUGUUCCAGCUUGGGGCUGCCCUCAGUCUGUCCAUUGGUCAAACUGUAUUUAUUAAUCAACUCAAAACAUAUGGGCAGGCCCUUACGCCAACCAUUCCCGGGGAAGUCCUCGUCCGCGCUGGCGCAUACAAUCUUCGCGCUUUGGCAGGAUCCGAGCAGAUCUAUAAUCAACUUCGCCAAGUCUACAUGAAUGCCCUUCAUGACACAUAUAUUCUCCCAAUUACAGCUUCUGGGCUGGCUUUGCUCGUUUCGUUUGCCAUAGAACACAAGAAUAUCAAGAAAAUCAGCAAAGAAAGGGAGCAAUCGCGAGCUGAUCCGGAAACGAUCAAACUAUCGGCAGUGUGA
Pestalotiopsis fici W106-1 is the source of this 1602-nucleotide messenger RNA. RefSeq lists its product as uncharacterized. The coding region runs from base 1 to 1602 and encodes 533 amino acids. Gene Ontology annotation, biological process: transmembrane transport. The transcript is spliced from 8 exons. Lineage: Eukaryota; Fungi; Ascomycota; Sordariomycetes; Amphisphaeriales; Sporocadaceae. The record is from RefSeq and is a predicted model, not a curated record. Gene Ontology annotation, molecular function: transmembrane transporter activity.